CAAACAACCUUUUUUUUUUUUCCCCUUUUAUUAAAAAAAAAAAUGAUGACAAGCAGCAACGAAACACCUGUGAUUGCAUUUAUCGGUGGAGGUAAUAUGGCUGAAGCCAUUUUAGGCGGUCUUUACACACAAGUACCCCACCACACCUUACGAUUUUCAGAACCUUAUGCUGAACGUCUUCAAUACAUGACACAAAAAUACCCAGGUGUCAUGGCAACCGACAACAAUGACUUGUGUGCCACAGGUGCCGAUAUCCUUAUCCUAGCCGUCAAACCCCAAGUCCUCUCCACCGUCAUUCAAAACUUAGCUCCUACAUUACACCUUCAUCCCAACAUGCUCAUUAUCUCUAUUGCUGCCGGUAUUCAAUCGGAAGCCAUUUUACGCUGGUUGAACCCUGUUGGUUAUCAAGCCCCCCUCGUACGUAUCAUGCCCAACACACCUGCCUUAAUUGGUGAAGGUGCCGUCGGUCUCUUUGCCACAGCUUCUGUCACACAAUCUCAAAGAGACUUGACAGAACGUCUUUUACGUACCGUCUCUAAACAAUUAUCCUGGGUAGAAACAGAGUCUUUGAUUGAUGCUGUGACUGGCAUGAGUGGCAGUGGACCUGCCUAUUUCUUUUUAGUAAUGGAAGCCAUGGAACAAGCUGGAAUUGCCGCUGGUUUAACCGCUGAAGACUCAAAGGCAUUAACAUUGCAGACAUGUUUGGGUGCUGCCCGUAUGGCACAAGAAUCCACUGAUGAUCUUGCUACUUUACGACGCAAGGUGACUUCUCCCAACGGUACUACAGAAGCAGCUGUCAAGUCCAUGGAGAAUGCUAAUAUUCGACAAUUGAUCCAUGAUGCCGUGUUUGCUGCCACUGACCGUAGCAAGGAAUUAGCCGAAGAAUUAGGUAGAGCUUAAAAAAAACAGGCCUUUUGUCGAUCAUUUUUUUUAAAAAAAAAUCAUAAUCAUAAAUCAUAAUCAUAAUAAUAAAAAUAAAAAUGAAUCUCAGUGUUUGGGUUAAAUAAA
Mucor mucedo is the source of this 1008-nucleotide messenger RNA. RefSeq names its product pyrroline-5-carboxylate reductase. Gene Ontology annotation, biological process: L-proline biosynthetic process. Lineage: Eukaryota; Fungi; Mucoromycota; Mucoromycetes; Mucorales; Mucoraceae. Gene Ontology annotation, molecular function: pyrroline-5-carboxylate reductase activity. The record is from RefSeq and is a predicted model, not a curated record. The transcript has 2 exons. The coding region runs from base 43 to 900 and encodes 285 amino acids.